AUGGCGGCGGCGGCGCCGAUGACGAUGACGAUGACGAUGACGAUGACGAUGAGGGCAGUGCUGGUGGCCGUCGUGCUGAUGCAGUGCUGCAACGUGUUCGUUGCGGCGAGGCCGUUGCUGGAAGCACCGGCGGUAGCGACGACAGCAGACGGCGGCUGGCUGGGGAUAAUCAUGCAGUUAACUGGCAACUAA
This is a messenger RNA of Miscanthus lutarioriparius, 192 nucleotides long. The record is from the annotation of a GenBank genome assembly. Lineage: Eukaryota; Viridiplantae; Streptophyta; Magnoliopsida; Poales; Poaceae.